Macadamia integrifolia is the source of this 1587-nucleotide messenger RNA. RefSeq names its product alcohol dehydrogenase. Bases 257 to 1399 code for a protein of 380 amino acids. Gene Ontology annotation, molecular function: zinc ion binding; S-(hydroxymethyl)glutathione dehydrogenase [NAD(P)+] activity. Gene Ontology annotation, cellular component: cytosol. NCBI's taxonomy places the organism in Eukaryota, Viridiplantae, Streptophyta, Magnoliopsida, Proteales, Proteaceae. The record is from RefSeq and is a predicted model, not a curated record. The transcript has 10 exons. Gene Ontology annotation, biological process: formaldehyde catabolic process.
CCAUGGAAAUGAGGAGCCAGCUGAAAGGGAAAGUUUGAAAACAAGUAAUGAUGCUUAAUUAUCUCCUAUAAAUUACCAUUUUUUUCCAGCCUUUCCAAUUUCCAUAAUCCAGGGUCAAACUCCUCCUACAGUUGUAAUCUUUAGGCCACUCCUUCUGCUCACUAUAAAUACCUCUAUCCAAUAUCAAGAAAGAGACGAAGAGCUCAAAAAAUCCAUUAUAGAGUGAAGAAGCUUUUUUAUCUAUCAAAAAAGGAAGAUGUCGAGCACUGCUGGCCAGGUCAUUCGUUGCAGAGCUGCGGUUGCAUGGGAAGCAGGGAAGCCAUUAGUGAUCGAAGAAGUGGAGGUGGCCCCACCUCAGGCAUCAGAGGUUCGUCUGAAGAUCCUCUACACUGCUCUCUGCCACACCGAUGUCUACUUCUGGGAGGCCAAGGGACAGAAUCCUCUAUUUCCUCGUAUUUUGGGCCAUGAAGCAGGAGGGAUUGUUGAAAGUGUUGGAGAGGGUGUUACAGAUCUGAAACCGGGGGACCAUGUCCUUCCAGUGUUCACUGGGGAAUGCGGGGAGUGUGCUCAUUGCAAAUCCGAGGAGAGCAAUAUGUGUGAUCUCCUGAGGAUAAACACAGAUAGGGGUGUGAUGAUUACUGAUGGCAAGUCUAGGUUCUCAAUUAACGGCAAGCCCAUCUAUCACUUUGUUGGCACUUCUACUUUCAGUGAGUACACAGUGUGCCAUGUUGGCUGUGUCGCCAAGAUCAAUCCCUCAGCACCUCUUGACAAAGUUUGUGUUCUCAGCUGUGGAAUCUCCACAGGUCUUGGUGCCACCUUGAAUGUUGCAAAGCCUAAAAAAGGUUCAACAGUGGCUGUCUUUGGGUUGGGAGCUGUAGGCCUUUCUGCUGCUGAAGGGGCCAGGCUUGCUGGAGCUUCCAGGAUUAUCGGUGUUGAUUUGAACCCUAACAGAUUCGAUGAAGCUAAGAAGUUUGGAGUUACUGAGUUUGUGAACCCGAAAGACCAUAACAAACCAGUUCAAGAGGUGAUUGUCGAGAUGACGAAUGGAGGAGUUGAUCGAAGUGUUGAAUGUACUGGAAAUGUUGAUGCCAUGAUCUCUGCAUUCGAAUGUGUUCAUGAUGGUUGGGGUGUUGCUGUACUUGUGGGUGUUCCACACAAAGAAGCUGUGUUCAAGACCCACCCAUUGAACUUCUUGAAUGAAAGGACUCUCAAGGGAACCUUUUAUGGGAACUACAAACCACUCUCUGAUAUUCCAUCUCUUGUGGAGAAGUACAUGAACAAGGAACUUCAGCUGGAGAAGUUCCUCACCCAUGAUGUCCCAUUCUCAGAGAUCAAUAAGUCUUUUGAGUAUAUGCUUAAGGGAGAAGGCAUCAGGUGCAUCAUCCGCAUGGAACAGUAGAAUGAAUGGGAAACUAUUUUCAAUAAAACUAGUUCAGAGUUUUUUUUUUUUUUUUGAUACCCAGGGUGUUCGGAUCUUUUGACCCGACUAAUCUCUGGGGUGACUAUGAUACCACUUACAAUGAACUAGUUCAAAGUUCUGUAUGCAGUGAAUAAAAAUAAAAGAGAGAUGAGUUUGUUGGGUGGUUA